This is a messenger RNA of Aspergillus pseudonomiae, 997 nucleotides long. RefSeq lists its product as uncharacterized. The transcript has 2 exons. Bases 146 to 997 code for a protein of 283 amino acids. NCBI's taxonomy places the organism in Eukaryota, Fungi, Ascomycota, Eurotiomycetes, Eurotiales, Aspergillaceae. The record is from RefSeq and is a predicted model, not a curated record.
GCCGCUCAACGAGCCUUGUGAGAGACCUAUAAAUACCUUGUAGAGUAUCGUCCUAGGUGAAAGGGUAUAUGAAAGGUCUGGCUUCUACGGCAAGACGUGUUUCCAGCUCAGCAUUGGUCACAGUCAGCCCGAUCCCUCUCCUUCCAUGAUGCUGUUCCCCUCCGUCCGAAAUGUCGGUCUUUUAGUCCUAGGGACCUUGAUCGCAGUCAACCCUACACUCGGUAUUCCUUACGAUGUUUCGGAACCCUUGGACCCGCUUGGCCCGCUCAGAGUCACUCUUGACUAUGGCCUUGCGACAACGUGGCCGAACCCGCAGGACGUCCACAUUAACACCGUCCAGCGCAAUUGGCAAUAUAGCAGCCACAUCGUGUUCGCGAGUCGAGUCGGGGAUUCGGACGAGAGUAACCCUCCAAUCUCAGACGGGCAGCUGUGGCAAAUCGCGCGAGAUGCCGUCGAUGAAAUGAUCAACGACCGAUUGCAGUAUGGCACCCAUGAAUUUGCACAACCGAGAGCCAUGUCAAUUCUAGCCUGGGGCAACGAAAUCAUCCUUGCCUCCUCUAUGAAAGGAGCGGGCUCUUUCUCCUAUGACUUUCUUGGCGGUGACACGCCGGUCGGCAGAAGUCUUCAGCAAUGCCAGAUAGUCUGGGGAGAUACCCCUGGCCACGAUCCCACAACGAUCCACAAGAACAGGGGUAAUUGUGCAGAGCCUAUGGCGGCCCAUCUAUACUAUAAAAACAACGCGAUCAACUUGCAAGAUCAAAAAGCGAGGGUUGGUACAUGGGUCAAAGGGUCCAAGGGUUGGCAAAAGACAGAUCCAUGUGAAACUAACGGCGUGGACUCAUGGGGCUGCAAUCUUUUUACCGCAAAUCAGGGGCUGAAGGUCUUAGAUAGGGAAACGCCGGAGGAGCCCUACACCCUAGCAAACCUUGCAGGAGGCCCGACUAUUCAGAACCAGAUUCAGUUAUGCGGGGGUCAACCCAGAGUGUUUGCUGGCUAG